AUGCGGGCAUUACAACCAGACUGGCAUUCUUUAAGAGAUGGUACACGAAGAUUGGGCGGACGGGUUCAUACGCUGGAUGGAACCCAUCCACCUCUAUUUGCCACUUCAUUGCAGCCUAUCAAUCUUCAGCUGAGAGAAGCGGCUGAGAGAGGGAAGAGGGGAAUAAAGCUAGUAAGCUUGGCUGAAGAGACGUCUGAUGUUCUCACCGAUCCCUGCUAA
This is a messenger RNA of Nezara viridula (southern green stink bug), 219 nucleotides long. The record is from the annotation of a GenBank genome assembly. NCBI's taxonomy places the organism in Eukaryota, Metazoa, Arthropoda, Insecta, Hemiptera, Pentatomidae.